AUGGGGUCUGAGCCAGAAAGAAGGGACAUGGCAGCUGGUGGAGGUGGCUCGUCGGGACAAGCAGGAGAGGACCAAGAUGCGCCUCCAACACAACAGUCGCGGGGAGGCUUUCGUACAAACCGCCCACAGCUCCCGGCGGACGAGCAGUACCACGUCAACUUUACCGAGCAGCCACGGUCGCCCACGGCAUUUGAUGGCCAGUUGAGCCCGGCAGCCGCAGACCGAGUCUAUCCCAUCCGAAGCGUGGUUUCGGUAGACCCAACCCCGACGCCGUCUGCGCGGACCGAUCGAUCUGACGGCGGCUACUUUGGCUCUGCGCGUGCGCGACGGCAGUCAGUGACAGCGACUGAUCCUUCCUCACAACGUGCCCCUCCUAGGCGGCGUGCCAGUCAAGAGAAGACGCCACAUGAGCUUGAAAGCAAUCGGCGGGUAUCUGAAGCGUCGACUGGCAUAUCUAGUGCAGACUCGGACGCCGCGAAGCAAACGGCCUACAUCAAUGACGUGAUUGGCGACUCUGGGAGCGUGGCUAGCGAGCGCGGGAACAAAUCUGGGCCACCUAGUGAUAUGCCACCUUCUUCUCGUGCGCCCUCGACCAUGAGUACGAAGAGCGAGGACUUUGGCGGUCUGCUCACCGCGCGAUUCAAACACGUGGUCACAGAAGGUGGACAUGCUGUCAUCACCGGGCGAGAUGGCGAGACGCUGCAACGAUGUGAGGACGAACCGAUCCACAUACCUGGCGCCAUACAAGGCUUUGGUCUACUUCUUGCUCUAGAAGAGCAGUCUGAUAACAAGUUCGUGGUCCGUGUCGUGAGUGAGAACUCAAAGCGAAUGAUCGGCUAUACCCCGAAGCAGCUGUUUGCACUCGACAGCUUCACGGACAUCCUUUCAGAAGAACAGACGGACAACUUACUCGACCAUGUGGACUUCAUUCGAGAUGAAGAUGCCGACGUUGUCACCAAUGGUCCGGAAGUCUUCACCAUGGCUAUCCGAACUCCACAGCGCAAGAACCAAAAAUUAUGGUGUGCAAUGCAUAUCAAUGACAGCCACCCCAACUUGAUCAUCUGCGAAUUUGAGCUUGAAGAUGAUCCUGUCAAUCCUCUGGUGCCACAAGAGGAGAGCAGAACCCCUGAACUACCUGAAGACACCCUCGGUAGUAAUCCGACGGACGAAGAAUAUCAAGACAGUACUCAGAACAACAGCAAACCCCUACGCGUCCUUCGCAGCGCGCGAAAACGUAAAGGUGAAGCUGCCGCAAUGGAGGUCUUCAACAUCAUGUCACAAGUACAAGAGCAGCUCGCCGCCGCACCAAAUCUGGAGAAGUUUUUGAAAGUGUUGGUCGGCGUAGUCAAGGAACUGACCGGGUUCCAUCGAGUGAUGGUGUAUCAAUUCGACCAUGCCUGGAAUGGCCGUGUCGUUACGGAGUUGGUCGAUCCAAGGGCGACAAAGGACUUGUACAAGGGCCUCAACUUUCCUGCCAGCGACAUUCCAAAGCAAGCACGAGACCUGUACAAGCUCAACAAAGUCCGAAUGUUGUACGACCGAGACCUCGACACGGCACGGCUGGUCUGUAGAACGGUGGAAGAUCUCGAGACGCCACUGGACCUGUCGCAUUCGUACCUUCGUGCUAUGUCGCCCAUCCACCUGAAAUACCUCGCGAAUAUGGCCGUUCGAUCGUCGAUGUCGAUCAGCAUCAAUGCCUUUGACGAGCUCUGGGGCCUUAUAGCAUGUCACUCAUACGGCUCAAAGGGCAUGCGAGUGUCCUUUCCCAUACGCAAGAUGUGUCGACUGGUGGGCGACUCAGCUUCUAGAAACAUCGAGCGUCUCUCAUACGCCAGCCGGCUGCAAGCGAGGAAGCUCAUCAAUACUGUCCCGUCCGAAAGCAAUCCAUCAGGCUACAUCAUUGCAUCGUCCGAAGAUCUACUCAAGCUUUUCAAUGCAGACUUUGGUCUACUGUGCAUUCGUGACGAGACCAAGAUGCUUGGGCACAUCGAGCAGAGUCAGGAGGCACUUGCAAUGCUGGAGUACCUGCGAAUGCGAAGCAUCACGAGCGUUAUGACUUCGCAGGACAUCAAGGGAGACUUUCCCGACCUACGGUAUCAGCCUGGCUUCAAGGUCAUCGCUGGACUAUUGCUUGUGCCGCUCUCUGCUCGUGGUCAGGACUUCAUUGUGUUCUUCCGAAAAGGCCAGAUGAAGGAGGUCAAAUGGGCUGGCAAUCCCUAUGAGAAGUUCAUCAAAGAAGGCACGGAAGGCUAUUUGGAACCGCGAAAAAGUUUUCGGACAUGGAGUGAGACUGUCGUCGGCAAGUGUCGUGAGUGGACCGAGGAGGAGAUCGAAACGGCAGCUGUGCUAUGUCUGGUUUACGGCAAGUUCAUCGAAGUCUGGCGGCAGAAAGAGGCUGCGCUACAAAACAGCCAACUAACUCGCUUGCUGCUUGCCAACUCUGCGCAUGAAGUGCGAACGCCACUCAAUGCAAUCAUCAAUUACCUCGAAAUUGCGCUUGAGGGUGCGCUCGACCAGGAGACGAGGGACAAUCUUUCCAAGUCACACUCGGCCUCCAAGUCGCUGAUAUACGUGAUCAACGACCUUCUCGACCUGACAAAGACGGAGGAAGGUGGCGAGCUGGUGAAGGACGAGGUGUUCGACCUCAUGGCCACGCUGGCCGAGGCCACUGAUCCGUACAAGGGCGAUGCAAAACGGAAGAACAUUGAAUACGAGGUCAUUGGCAGACCAGGACUUCCGACUUCGGUCAUCGGAGAUCAGCGACGAGUGAGGCAGGCCAUCUCCAACGUCACAGCAAACGCCAUCCAGAACACCUCGCAAGGAGGCGUCACCGUGGAGAUGUGUCUCACUUCUCGCGAGGAGACCAAAUGCGAACUCGAAGUCAGCGUCUCUGACACUGGGGUCGGCAUGAGCUCCCAGAAGCUGGAUCAGCUUUUCCGGGAGCUGGAGCAGGUCGAGAGCGAAGGUGAAUCUUACAUUGGAGACGCGAUUGCUCCGACGCAGCAGAAGGAGCUACCAGAACCCCAGAAGAAGGGUGAAGAACGCACACUUGGGCUUGGCCUCGCGCUCGUUGCUCGCAUCGUACGGAACAUGAAUGGCCAGCUGCGAUUGAAGUCCGAGGAGGGCAAGGGUUCAAGAUUCGUGAUCCAGUUUCCAUUCGACCUGCCGGACACGGAGCCCAAGCAGAUGGCAAUUGAGGCUGGCUCUUCACAAGGCUCGGUCACUCCGCUCGCAGACGACGGCCUGAGCGCAGUGCAGAGUGCUGGGCCUACCACGCCAGGCUCACAAAUUCAGGAAGGUGAAGUCACACUGAUCGAGCGUGGAAGCGCACAAAAACGAGCGUCGCAGAGUCGGCAGCAGUCGCCCCAGAUGUCCCGAAAGAACAGCGGCGGGAGCAUGAACAGUCUCAAGAGCAUCGGGAGCAUGAAGUCUGAACACAGCAAGAACAGCGUCUCUUCUGUUCACAGCGGUAGAAGCGAGGCCGAACGGCUGAUCGAUGCGAUUCAGGAGCCGCACAUGGUAGAAGGUAGGCAGGACAGCUCCGUCGCACGUGCGGGUAGUCUCAAAUCAUCGCACCCUCGCGGAUCUCCUGGCGAAGCGCCCACCCGGCCGAAACUGGACAAGAGGCAUACAUUCGCUUCAACAAUGAUGACAGGCAGCCCAGUGAAGAGCAGACCUCAGAGUGCCGAGUUGUCGCGCAGCGAGACUCUGAAGCCUCUCCCAAAGUCUGGAGAAUCAGCGGUCACUGACCAACGGACGCCAAUAAAACCGAUCAGGAUGCACGACGAUCAGACUCUAUCACCUGGCGCAGAGAUGUCGGAGCACUCUGCCAUGGGUGCUGCAUCAGCUGCUGCAUCAGACACCGGUGGUCCUUCUCUGCAAGAGGUCCCUAACACCCCAACCUCCACCUCUGUCACUGAAGAGAUGUCGACGGAAUGCAUGCGUGCCCUUGUCGCCGAAGACGAUCCGGUGAACAGUAGGAUCAUUCAGAAGCGGCUGGAGAAGCUCAGCCAUGAGGUGGUGUUGACGGUCAAUGGAGAGGACUGCGCGAGUGUCUAUGGUGAAAGGAGCGGGUUCUUCGAUAUCAUCCUUAUGGACAUGCAGAUGCCCAUUGUGGAUGGCCUGACUUCAGCCAAGAUGAUCCGUUCCUUCGAAAAGUCACAUCCUACUCACCUCCUCUCCACGCGAGCUUCGCUCAACGGCCGUGUACCCAUUAUUGCAGUCUCUGCUUCUCUGAUCGAGAAGGAUCGACAGAUUUACAUCGACGCAGGCUUCGACGGCUGGAUCCUGAAGCCUAUAUCUGUUACCCGUCUAGGCGAGAUCAUGAAAGGUGUCGUCGAUGAGGAAUCCCGACGAAAUAACCUCUACCAGCCCGGGCAUUGGGAAAGCGGAGGCUGGUUCGAUGAGGCGCAAAAGGAUGUCUUUGCCGCUGACACACGGCCGAGCGAGCAACCUCCUAUGGAAGCGCCUGGUGCCGAGCCCUCGAAGGAAGUCAAGGCCGCGGUCGACUCAGACGAUCCUUUUGCCAAGGAAGAAGACGAGAGCGAGCAGUCGAAGGAACAAAUACGGAUGGCGGAGCAACUGCAAUCACACAGCGAGCGGAAGGCGACGAGUAUGCCCAAUCGGACUCGGCCGUCUUUUGGUGAAGGGGACGAGGAAGAAAGUGUAACCCGAGAAGACGUCGUGACGAGUCCGCAGCCCAUGUCGCCAGAGCCUGAUGAUCGAUGA
Saxophila tyrrhenica is the source of this 4728-nucleotide messenger RNA. RefSeq lists its product as uncharacterized. The coding region runs from base 1 to 4728 and encodes 1575 amino acids. The transcript is spliced from 2 exons. Gene Ontology annotation, molecular function: protein binding; phosphorelay sensor kinase activity. Lineage: Eukaryota; Fungi; Ascomycota; Dothideomycetes; Mycosphaerellales; Extremaceae. Gene Ontology annotation, biological process: phosphorelay signal transduction system; detection of visible light; regulation of DNA-templated transcription. The record is from RefSeq and is a predicted model, not a curated record.